AUGGCGCUUCGGACAGUUUGCACGAGGAUACCGCGGUCCCUCGCGGUGGCCAGUUGGCGCAUUGCUCGGCAGUUUCACCGCAAUUUCCUCACGAGGCCAGGGGCUCGCCACUGGCACUGGCGUCUCCCUUCUGAGCCGUCGCUGCAGCUUCUGCCGUGCUGCAGCGCCGCCGUGGAUGCCUUGGAGUGCGGCAAAGGCGGCGGUGCGGGCGACAUGGACGUGCUGCUCAUGGCCGCCGGCACUCUCGGCGACGUGCUGCCGUUCCUCGCGCUCGCCAUGCACCUCGCCGUGCGAUACGGCCACCGAGUCAGGCUGGCAAGCCAUGCGGACUACGGCCCUCUUGUGCUGCAGUGCAUGGAGCGUAUGGCGCAUGGCAGCGAAGCAGGGGAGCAGCAGGGGCGAGGGGGAGAUGGAGGCCAAGGAGAAAUGGAGGGAGGCGAGGAGGGAGUUGAAGAGGAAGGGGAAAAGGGGGGUGUUUUGGGUAGCAGCAUAACGGACGAGGGAUCUGAAGAGAGGAUGGGGAUGGAGAGCAGUGUGGGGGAGAGGGCGUGGGGGCGAGGCGAGAUGGAUUUCUACCCGCUUGCAGGCGACCCUACUGCCCUCAGCACGUUGAUGGUGAGGAACGGCGGCGUGUUCCCUAGGAGCUUCUCGGAGCUGCGUCUGCUGCGGCAGCAGUACCGAGCCAUCCUGGAGUCCACGUGGCCUGCCUGCACUGCUGCCUUCCCGCACCCUGCAGGGGCACCCAGCACAGGGCGCGUCUCAUCUCCUUUUCCUCAGUCUCCAUCACCCUCCCCUCUCCAUAUCCUCUCUUCCCCCCCUUCCGUCCCGCACAUCUCUCCCCCUCCUGCCAGCCCCACAGCAGCAUACGCACAUCCGUUCGCCCCCUCGGCGCUGCGCUCGCUGGCGUACCUGUCGCCGGCAAUCCUGCGGGGGCAGCUGCACCGCGGGUCGUACAGGCUGGUGGAGGCCUUUGUGGGUGCAGGCGUCAUGGAUAUCACCAACCAGGUCAGCACUGCACCACGGCACCCGGGCGCUAUGGGGGUGCACCCAUCUACUCUACCACUUUCUCUCCGCAUCAAAUCCCUUCUCCUUGUCUUCCUCUCUGCUUGCCGUGCCCUCGCUUCCGUUCCGUCCCCACGUCCCCCCCCCCCCUCCCCCAUUCCGUGUCUUUCCCCUGAUUUUUGCCCUGCUCUGAUUGUCUUCCUCCUCACUCCCUCCCCUCUAUCCGCCACCCUGCAGUUCCGCACGCGCACCCUCCACCUGGACCCUCUCUUCCUCACGGACCGUCCCUUCUCCCACCUGCUGCGCCUGCCCAUCCCCUUCUCCUUCUCCUGGAGCCCUCUCCUCGCGCCCAAGCCAAGUGAUUGGAGCGACCUGGUGGACGUGGUGGGGUUCAUUCACCCCCCGCUGCAUCAUGCACCGAGCGCUAGAGCAGCCAGUGCCGCAUCCCCAGCAACACCAUCCCCAUCGCCAUCUGAAGGCGAGGCUCGUGACACAGCACCAUCGCCUGAAUCGCCAGCGCUACCUGCAUUAGAGGAGGAGGCAGCAAGGCCUGCAGCAGCAGCAGCAGUAGCAGCAGCAGAAGGCGAAGCAGGAGAGGCAGAGGAGCAAUGGGAACACAAACCAGCACCCGCAUGCGAUCCAACCCCGCCGUCACCGCCGUCCUUCCACCCUUCGCCCGCCCUCGUGUCCUUCCUUGCUGAGGGCCCUGCGCCGCUCUUCCUGGCGUAUGGCAGCAUGCAGCUGAGCAAACCGUGCUACGUGGCGUGCUGUGUGCUCAAGGCCGUGGCCCUGCUGGGCGUGCGAGCCAUCAUUGGCAGCGCCGCCAUUCGCCAGCACCGCUGCUGCUCCUCCUCACACUGCCUCGUGGCUGCAGGACGCACCCGCAAAAGGGGAAAGGGAGAUGCAGGUGUGGGCAGGAGUGGUGAGGAGGGGCGAGGGAAGAAAGGGAGGAAGGGUGGGCGAGGCAGGCAUGCGGAGAGGAGUGUGGAAGGAGGGACAACAGGAGGGAGUGUGGAGGGCGGAGGUACUCAGGAGGGAGCGGAGGAGGAGGGUGGGGGUGGGGAGGGAGGAGGAGAGGGCGAGAGUGAGGUGGUGCAGCAAGGGAGUGUGCUGUUUGUGGGGUCCGUGGCUCAUGACUGGCUCUUUCCGCACUGCUCUGCCACGCCUGGGUGUGGCCCCGCCUGCUCUGCCCAUCCACCGCAUCUCCCCUCGCCGCCUCCUCUCCUCGCUGCGCCUGCUGCUGCAGCCCCCUCUCAAGGAGCGUGCCAUGCAGCUCAAGAACAGCUUUCUUCUCGAGUACGUGCCCCCUCUCCAACACCACCCCACUUCCUGUUCUUCCAACUGCCCUCCGCCCCCACCUUUCCCCCCUCUUAUCUUGCGCAACUCUGCCGUGCCUGCCCCCCUCUCCCACGCAUCUGUGCACUCAACCACAAGCUCCGCAGCAAGUUACACACCAAGUUGCUGCCUGCUCUCACGUGUCCCAACCCCCUGCUCACCCAUCUGCUCCUUUCCCCCCCAUGCUGCCCUCUCACGUCACGCAGGGGCGAUGGGCUGCUGCGAGCAGCUGACUCCUUCCACCUGCACCUGCCACCUCGCCUGCACCGCUUGCUGCAGGAGGGGCAAGAAGGGGCGGACAGCAUGCCUGUAGGCAGCAGAGCGUCAGAUGUGGUAGAGCGAGAGCUGUGUGGCAGAGCAGUACCAUGGGGAGGAGGAGAGCUUGAAGGAGUACAUGAGAGCUGCGUAGGUAGCUCUCAGCAGCAGAAAAAGCAGGGGGUUGCUGGACAGGUGAUGGAGGAGAAGGUGAGGGGACACACAGUGCAGCAGGAAGCAGAGACCAGUGAGGUGGAGGGAUUGCCUAGGAGGAGGCGAUUCUGGGGCAAGAAUUGGGUGGUUGGCAAGUGGAAAAGGCAUCAGGAGCAGCCUUGUCACUCGCAGGUGAACUCUUUGCCUUUGCCUGUGAUAUUCAACGCGCUUUCAUGCUUGCCAGCCAGUAAAUAG
Messenger RNA from Closterium sp. Naga37s-1, 3000 nucleotides. The record is from the annotation of a GenBank genome assembly. Lineage: Eukaryota; Viridiplantae; Streptophyta; Zygnematophyceae; Desmidiales; Closteriaceae.